Messenger RNA from Schistocerca americana (American grasshopper), 1540 nucleotides. Its product is annotated as methyl farnesoate epoxidase-like. Bases 2 to 1537 code for a protein of 511 amino acids. The record is from RefSeq and is a predicted model, not a curated record. Gene Ontology annotation, biological process: xenobiotic metabolic process. The transcript has 9 exons. Gene Ontology annotation, cellular component: intracellular membrane-bounded organelle; cytoplasm. Gene Ontology annotation, molecular function: heme binding; oxidoreductase activity, acting on paired donors, with incorporation or reduction of molecular oxygen, reduced flavin or flavoprotein as one donor, and incorporation of one atom of oxygen; iron ion binding. Lineage: Eukaryota; Metazoa; Arthropoda; Insecta; Orthoptera; Acrididae.
GAUGGGAAGAGACGACAUGCUUUCUCUGGUGCUGCCCCUGCUGCUCGCCUCAGUCGCCCUGGUCGUGUGGCUGUGGGGGCAGCUGAGGCGCCCUCCGCGAUUCCCGCCAGGUCCAACAUGGCUUCCAGUGGUGGGCAACUAUUGGGGCAUCCGCCGUCUGGGCGAAAAGUUCGGAUCGCAGCACGAGGCAUACGCGUACCUCGCCCAGAAGUAUGGGUCUCCCCUGGUGGGCCUUCGUCUGGGCGGCGACUUGACCGUCAUCGUUUCCACCAAGGACCUGAUACGCGAAGUGCUCACGCGACCCGAAUUUGAAGGACGGCCCCAAAACUUCUUUGCGUACCUUCGCAACUUGGGGCAGCGAAGAGGUAUUUCGUUGGUUGACGGCAAGCUGUGGCAGGAACAGCGCGCUUUCGCAAUGCGUCACCUGCGUUCGUUGGGAUUCAAUGGGGCAGCCAUGCAGGCUCAAGUGGAGGAGGAGGUUCGCGCCCUGCUGGAAGAACUGAGCGACAGCUGUGGGAGGCCGACACAGCUCAAGAACCUGCUGCCGCCCUCCGUGCUCAACGUCAUUCUCCAAUUCUGCGCUGGAUACCGCUUCCCCCGCGGCGACCAGCGCCUGCAGACGCUGCUCAAUCUAGUAGAAACUCGUUCGCGCGCCUUCGACAUGGCUGGAGGCAAACUCAGCGCCAUGCCGUGGCUGCGAUUCAUCCAGCCCGAGGCAACGGGAUACAACGCACUCAUCAAGUUCAACGAGAUGGCGCGCGCAUAUUUUAUGACAAUUAUCGAAGACCAUAAGGCAACAUAUACGCCAGGGAAAAGGAGAGAUCUCAUAGAUGCAUUUGUCUAUGAAAUGGCGAAAGCGGAAGAGCAGCAAAAUAAAAAUACAACUUUUACUGUUUGGUGUAUUGUUCUUUGUUUUCCGGAGAACCAGCUUCUCAUGCUGUUAUAUGACAUGUUUGUCGCUGGCUCAGAAACGACAAGCAACUCUCUUCGAUUUGCUUUUCUUAUGAUGUUACGGUAUCCUGAUGUCCAGGAACGAGUGUACAAAGAGAUAAAAGAAGCAGUUGGUAAUGAUAAACUUCCAACUCUUGAGGACAAAGACAGAUUGGUUUACACCAGAGCUGCUAUUAUGGAAUCACAGAGAAUGUGUUACGUCAUACCAACACGUGGAACUCGACGGGUGCUAGAAGACACCACCCUACACGGCUGUAAACUUCCAAAGAAUACAGUUGUCCUGACAAACAUUUGGUCAUUGCAUAUGGAUAAAGACCACUGGGGCGAUCCUGAAGUGUAUCGACCAGAACGUUUCAUUACUGAAACUGGAAAGCUUAGAGAGGAUGAUGCAUUCUUACCAUUUGGUCUUGGUCGACGUCGGUGUUUGGGGGAGCAAUUGGCAAAGUUUUGUUUAUUCCAGAUGUUUGCUGGAGUCUUGCAAAAAUUUCGUCUUGUUCCUGCUAAUGGUACUGGACUGAAGCACUCUAAUGUUGAGGGCAUUAAUCUUGCACCAAAACCUUAUGACAUUAUUUUCAAACUUCGAUAACAU